This is a messenger RNA of Jatropha curcas, 1104 nucleotides long. Its product is annotated as Ribosomal protein L3 family protein. NCBI's taxonomy places the organism in Eukaryota, Viridiplantae, Streptophyta, Magnoliopsida, Malpighiales, Euphorbiaceae. The record is from RefSeq and is a predicted model, not a curated record. Gene Ontology annotation, cellular component: ribosome; chloroplast envelope. Gene Ontology annotation, molecular function: structural constituent of ribosome. Gene Ontology annotation, biological process: translation.
UGGGAAAAACCGUUCCUUUGGCCUCUCUCUGCUCUAUCUCCUCUCUGUUUUCCUCUCUCUUUCUAUCAAAUGAGAGUAAGUACCUUCAAAACCCAAUUCCCAAGUCAAAUCAUAAAGAUGCCAAUCUCAGCUGUUUCGCCAUUGAAUCAUUGCUAUUGCACUGCGUCACUUGUUAAAACCAGAACCCCUACCACUUCCCUAAAAUGCAAUUUCCUUUCACCUGUCACAAAAAACCCACUUCUUUCCCGCUCCAAAAACCAACUGAGUUACACCACUUGCACUAAUAGAAGCAAGAAAUUUGGCCUCACCAUCGUUGCAAUGAGCUUUGAAGCUGGAAUUGGUGUGAUGGGGACUAAACUUGGUAUGAUGAGUUACUUUGAGCCUGAUGGAACAGUUGUGCCAGUAACUGUAGUUGGGUUUCGAGAAGGAAACAUUAUAACGCAAAUUAAGUCUCAGUCCACCGACGGGUAUGAUGCAGUUCAGGUGGGUUAUAGAAGGGUUAGGGAUAAAAAGCUGACAAAGCCUGAACUGGGUCAUUUGGAGAAGGCUGGCGUUAUACCCAUGAGGCAUUUGCAGGAGUUUAGGCUGCAGAGUAUUGAUGGGUUUGAGACUGGGCAAAAAUUGGUCUUUGAGGAGAUUUUUAAGGAGGGGGACCUUGUUGACGUCUCCGGGACAACCAUUGGCAAAGGGUUUCAAGGUGGAAUUAAGAGGCACAAUUUUAAAAGGGGUCCAAUGAGUCAUGGUUCCAAGAGUCAUAGAGCACUGGGAUCAAUUGGUGCUGGAACAACACCUGGUCGUGUAUACAAGGGGAAGAAGAUGCCUGGUCGAAUGGGUGGAACAAAAAGAAAGAUAAGAAAGCUCAAGAUUGUUAAAAUUGAUAAUGAUCUUCGUGUAGUGAUGAUCAAAGGUGCUGUCCCUGGCAAACCAGGAAAUCUUCUACGUAUAGCACCAGCUAAGAUUGUUGGUGUAAACAUACCAAAGAGCUAGAUCUAAUGUUAUUGUUUUGUUUUGCAUAACAAUUUGUUGACAAAUUCCCCGCGUUGCUAGUUCUUUUUUCAAAUUCGUGAUCUUAAAUUUUAUUAACAUCAUAUCUUGUUCCUUCAA